AUGACUUAUCUAGUCUCUUGGGCUUGUAGGACAUUCAAUGGAUUUCAGAGAUUAGUUAAGUUUUUGCCAACUCUCCAGGCAAAGCUUGGUUCCUCAACUCGUGAGGGAGGCAUCAGAUUACGUAUCACAGAUGCUGUUUCACAUUUUGAAAGUUUAAACAAUCAAGUGAUCAACUGGGCACUUACUAUGAUUGACCUUUUCUUCUUCUGUAUCAGAUCCUGGUUUUCUUCCAGGAGUGGAGACAAUAAAAUGCUGGGACUGAGAGUGACUACUAGACACAAGCGUUCAAAGAGCUUUCCUGAUAAGAAAGGAGUUGAGGAAGAUAGCUUAAGUAGUUCUCAUGAAGCAUCAAACCGAACAAAGCUGGAGACAGGGCAAUUGAUGGACUCUUCUAAAACCAAGAAGAAACAGUUGCCCAACACAGAAGUGCAAAAUUGUUUGAAGCAAGAGAUUUUACAGCUUGAGAAAAGAUUACAAGACCAAUUUCAGGUCCGCCGUGCUUUGGAACAAGCAUUGGGUUAUAGGACUUCUUCCCAAGGUGAUAUAGAUAAAAUGUCAAUGCCCAAGCCGGCCACAGAACUGAUUAAGGAAAUCGCUGUGUUAGAGUUGGAAGUUGUAUAUUUGGAGCAAUACCUUCUCUCAUUGUAUCGAAAGGCAUUUGAUCAACAAAUUCCAUCUGUAUCUCCUACUACUAAGGAUGAAAGAUUAAAAUCACCUUUAGCUACCCUGAGACCAAGGUUUGUGGAAGAUUCUGAGCCUGCUAUCACAUCUAAAAGAGAAACCCCUGCUAUCCAAUCUGGUUGUCAAUUAGUUGACAAUCAGUGGAAGGAAUCCACUGUUAUUGAAGAAGAAGAUAGGCUAUUAGAUUCUGGUGUUCACCGAUGUCACUCCUCACUGUCACAACGUUCCGCACUUCCAAGUAGAUCGUCUCCUCCAGCAGAGUCUUUGGGUAGAGCUGUACGUGCUUGCCAUUCACAACCAUUAUCCAUGAUGGAGUAUGCCCAGAGUGCACCAAAUAUAAUCAGUCUAGCUGAGCACCUUGGAACUCGCAUUUCUGAUCAUGUGCCAGAGACGCCAAACAAGCUAUCUGAGGAUAUGAUCAAGUGCAUGUCAGCUAUAUACAGUAAGCUUGCUGACCCACCAGUGACGCAUAAUGGUCUUUCAUCUCCAAAUUCAUCCUUAUCAUCGAUGAGUGCAUUUUCCCCUCAAGAUCAGUGUGAUAUGUGGAGUCCUGGGUUCAGAAAUAAUCCAACUUUUGAUGCACGACUAGACAACCCUUUUCAUGUAGAAGGACUUCAGGAAUUUAGUGGACCGUACAGCACAAUGAUUGAAAUCCCUUUGAUCUAUAGAGAUAGUCAGAAGUUGGGUGAUGUUGAACACUUGCUUCAAAAUUUUAGGUUGCUCAUUUCUCGACUGGAAGCUGUCGAUCCUAGGAAGUUGAAACAUGAGGAGAAGCUGGCAUUCUGGAUCAAUAUACAUAAUGCAUUAAUGAUGCAUGCGUAUUUGGCUUAUGGGAUUCCACAAAAUAAUGUCAAGAGGCUCUUUCUCCUACUGAAGGCUGCCUAUAACAUUGGGGGGCACACGGUCAGUGCAGACACUAUACAGACCUCUAUUCUUGGAUGCCGGAUGUGUCGUCCUGGACAGUGGAUUCGCUUAUUACUCUUGUCAAGAGGAAAAUUCAAGACAGGAGAUGAACGUCAAGCAUAUGCAAUUGAACAUCCAGAACCCCUACUGCACUUCGCUCUCAGCUCAGGAAACCAUUCCGAUCCUGCGGUUCGUGUGUACACACCCAAGAGAGUAUAUCAGGAACUGGAAGCUGCAAAAGAAGAGUUUAUCCGGGCUACCUUUGGUGUACGCAAGGACCACAAAAUUCUUCUACCAAAGGUUGUGGAGUCAUAUGCAAAGGAUUCGAGUUUAUGCCCUGCUGGUAUCAUGGAGAUGGUUCAACAGUCUUUGCCUGAAUCUUUAAGGAAGAGUAUAAAGAAAUGUCAGGCAAGUAAAUCCCGCAAGAGCAUUGAAUGGAUUCCUCACAAUUUUACUUUUCGGUAUCUUAUAUCUAAAGAGCUGCUGAGGUGAUUGUGUUCUUGAGCUCACUAUUCCAUAUUUUGAUCAAGAUUUCUAUAUAGGAAGAUUUGACUCUUUUUUUUUUCCUCUGUACAAAGUAGAAUAUGAAGCUGGAAUUGGUAGGCCGGUUAGAACAUUAGGCAUUUUGUAUUUAUGUAAUGUUAUCACCAUUCUGGCAUGUUACGAGAUGAAGUAUCUA
Pistacia vera is the source of this 2263-nucleotide messenger RNA. RefSeq lists its product as uncharacterized. The transcript has 14 exons. NCBI's taxonomy places the organism in Eukaryota, Viridiplantae, Streptophyta, Magnoliopsida, Sapindales, Anacardiaceae. The record is from RefSeq and is a predicted model, not a curated record. The coding region runs from base 1 to 2076 and encodes 691 amino acids.